UUCCAAACUCAAUAAAACAGAACAACAACAAUAAUAAUUCAGGCAGGUGGAACGUGACUAAUAUUAUCAUUAUUACCAUGUCCCAUUAUCAUCAUCAUCACGGAAGACAUGAUGGAUCUAUGUAUCAUAGUCAGUAUCAUCAAAUUCCUAAUCAAGAAAACAUUGCACCACAAAGUAAUAAUAAUAACCAACAACAACUUCAUCCAAUUCUAGAACAACAACAACCAGUAGUAGUGGUCGAUAAUUAUCACAGCCAUCCACCUCAUAGUCAUUCCCACAUUCCUCUCGUUUCCGUCCCAACCUAUUGCUCUCAUAAUGGUCAUUCAAUGAAUAAUGAGGCAAUCUAUCACUAUCAUCCACAUCAUCAGACUCACGAUUUAAUUAAUCAUCACAAUACAAAUAAUAGUAACAACACAACAAACAAUUUAAAUUUGAAUUUGAAUAAUAAUACAAAUAAUUUAAAUAAUAAUAUACUAAUAGAUGAAUCAUCUCCUCACAUUGUUAAUAAUAAUAUUCCUUCCUUUAAUUGUUCAUCAUGUCCAACAACGACAAGCUCAAACUUGGCGUUUCAUCAUCACUCUCAUAUGAAUAAUAAUAAUUCAACUAGCAAUAAUAAUACAGUUAGUAGUAAUAGUAAUAAUAAGAAACGUAAAUUAUCAAUGACUGAUAUUGAAUCAGCCAAUUCUUCAUGUACGACAACGAGUAACACAACUUCAAUGAUUACAACUUCAUCCUCCUAUGAAUUGGAAAGUAUUCCUACGAGAUUAUUUAUGGGAGAAUGCAUUCGAGUAAAGAUAAGGGAAAUUCCUGGUAUUAUGGAUCAGUUCAGACAAAUGUUUGAACAACAUGAAGUGAGUUUACAGAAUUUGACAGUUUGCUUUCAGAAAGAGGGACUUUUUAAUUUUCAGUUACCUUGCUUUUUGGAGGGAAAUGAUUGCAUUGUGUUUUCUGUACCUAAGAGAGAGGUCUUUCUUCCAUAUUUUCAAAAUUGGGAAGGCUCAAUGACUUUACAUCAUUGUGCUGUAACAAUUUCAGCUAGGAGUCCAGUUCCAAAUGGUGGAGAUUGUAUCAUGAUAUUAAUGCACCAGAGUUGUUGCUCAAUUGUGUGUUUGGAGACUAGUGACAUGUUAAAUUUUGUUUCGAAAUGUUUUAGUGAACCUAAGAGAUUGAAACACUUGUUAUUGACUGUGAAGGAGAGGUAUACAGAUGAAUUUGGAGCCAUGUUACACACUGAGGAUGAGUGUCCACUAACAGAACCAAUGAGGAGUAAUUUGAAAAUAGUUAAAGAGCUCGGAAAGGGAUCAAAUGGAUUUGUCUAUCUUGUGGAAAAGAGAAAAUCUGCUACAACAGAUUUAUGGAAAAAUUCAAAGAAACUUGCAUUGAAACAAUCCUUCUCGUCGAAUCCGACUCGAGUUCAGGAUUAUAUUGCAGUGCACAAAGCAAUGAAGGAUCUAUCGAGAGGUGAAACAGAAUCCAAUGUGAUUCAAAUUUAUGAAAUUCAAAGUGUUACAGUUGAAGAGUCCAAUACUCAUAUUUCUGAAAUUCUAAUGGAAAAAUGUGAAUAUGAUUUGGGAAGAUAUUGCAGAAGAUAUUUCAAGUCUUGCCUUACAGUGGAAACUCUGAAAUCUCUAAUUCACAUUUUGAAUCAAACAGUGAAUGGAAUACGCAUGAUUCACAAUUCUGGAUAUUGUCAUUUAGAUAUCAAAGAGGGAAAUAUCAUGUUGAAUAGGGAAAAAAUUGUCAAGAUUAUUGAUUUUGAUUUUUCUAUUGCCAAGAAUGUGCCAAUUUCAUCAAAGAGAGGCACCCCACUCUAUCUUAUCAAUAUUGAUGAAAGUAUUGGAAAAUUUAGCAAGAGGAAUGCUGCAAGUUGAUUAUGAUAAGCGUUAUUCUAUUGAGGACUUGUGGAGUGCUCUUCUAAAAAAUUAAUUGGACUCUAGGCCAUUAAAAACAUGCAGCAAAAUGCGGGUUGUCUAACCAUCAUUUAUUCUCGAGGUGUGACUGGUGUUUGGAAUAUUGAACAGGAAAUCGACUUUUUCAUUUCUUCGCAUCUGUUGAAAUGAUCCUUGACCGCUUUGCUUAUUCUUUUCAAGUGGCCAAGUUUGGAAAUACCAAUCUUUUUGUAAUCUUCGGUAGUAAAGUCUUGAAUUUGUCCUAG
Messenger RNA from Naegleria gruberi, 2155 nucleotides. RefSeq names its product protein kinase. The record is from RefSeq and is a predicted model, not a curated record. The transcript is spliced from 3 exons. NCBI's taxonomy places the organism in Eukaryota, Heterolobosea, Eutetramitea, Acrasida, Naegleriidae. Gene Ontology annotation, cellular component: cytoplasm. The coding region runs from base 78 to 1871 and encodes 597 amino acids. Gene Ontology annotation, biological process: protein phosphorylation. Gene Ontology annotation, molecular function: protein serine/threonine kinase activity; ATP binding.